Molecule: messenger RNA, 3744 nt
Organism: Hevea brasiliensis (rubber tree)
Lineage: Eukaryota; Viridiplantae; Streptophyta; Magnoliopsida; Malpighiales; Euphorbiaceae
Exons: 6
Coding region: 964-3429 (821 amino acids)
Biological process (GO): negative regulation of translation; mRNA catabolic process
Cellular component (GO): CCR4-NOT complex
Molecular function (GO): protein binding
Source: RefSeq, a predicted model, not a curated record
GUCCAACACUUCUGAAGACGACGCCGUUCUGUCUGUCACUGCUGCUCUUGCCAAGGAUGCCGCCUUGCAUUUCCAGUCUCGCCGUUUCGUGGAGUGCCUCGCUGUUUUGCAUCAGCUCAAGUUAAAGAAAGAAAACGAUCCCAAAGUAAUUACUUGUAUAUCCAAUCAUUUUGAGAUGGUUGCAUUUCUAAUUUUUUAUUGUUGGAGUUAGUCGAGUAAUGGAUGCAGGGGAAAUGUUUCAUUUCUUCUUUUAAGUGGAAAUGGCAGUUUAAGCGCGUGUUGUGUUUGCACUCUUAGUUAAUUUUUAUCUGGUUAGAGUUAGUUUCUUUAUUUGAGAUUUGAUAAUGAACUGUUAGUUUGGAGUUUACUGAUACUGAGCCAAUGUUAUUUAAUAGCUUGCUUAGGUUGAGUAAACUCUCUGGGAAAAAUUUAUUCACUUAUCUGAGUUAAUGCACACAAACGUCUAUAUGUAGGAUAGAUAGAGAAGACUGAGGAAGAUGCAUUAUUUGCAGAUGGAACCUUAUAUGCAUCAAUUUUAGUGGUUGUAUUAAGGUGACGGUUCUACCAGAGCCAUGAAACUCUUUUAAAUGGAGUGGUUGAACCAAUUGUCCCUUUUUAUACGUCAAAAGACAACUGAAAACUAGUUCUGGGUUCAGGCUGGGAUUGCUGCUUGUUAGUGAUACUUUCCCUUCUGCUAAAAUUCCGAUUGUAUUGUCUAUUUUAAUUUGGGAACCCCAUUGAUUACUUGGGCAUUCUGGAGUAGUAGAAGUUAUGUUUAGUCAUGAGAGAGAAUUGCAGGCAUUGAUAUUUGAUAUGCAACUACCAAAUUCUGAAGUUAGGUUCCAUUUGUUUCUAGAUAUUGGCUGCCUGAAAUUCUUUCGAAGUGAAUUUGCUUACAAAAGUGUAUUUUACAAUAGAAUAUGGCAUGAACCAAGACUGGCAGAUUGUGUUUUACUUGAUUGAAUGAAUUGUGCUUCGCCAUGCCUCCAACCACUGCUUAUAAAGUAUGAUUACACUGCAGUGAACUGUUUCAGCUACUUUAAGGUGGUUCAUAAUAUUGCUAUUGCGGAAUACUUUCAUGAUGGUUGUUCAGAUACAAGGAAGUUGCUUGAAGUACUUAAUAACUUGAAGAAGAAAGGCGAACAACUUGCUUGGGCUACUGGAGAACAGGUUGAUGCUGGGAGCGAUGCUGGAAAUAAAGUUAUUUCAGGGUCUAAAGGAAGUGGUGCAACAGCACAUCAAUUUUCUGUUACAAAUAGUGCGACUCUGAUUUACAUGGAUGAAUUUGACCCGGCAGUUGCAACAUUAAAUAUUGCAAUUAUCUGGUUUCAUCUUCACGAAUAUACUAAGGCAUUGUCAGUUCUAGAACCUUUGUAUCACAAUAUUGAACCUAUUGAUGAGACAACUGCUCUCCAUGUUUGCCUUCUGUUGCUGGAUGUUGCACUUGCCUGCCAGGAUGCAUCAAAAUCUGCUGAUGUACUGAUUUAUCUAGAAAAAGGUUUUGGUUUUGGCUGUGGGAGUCAAGGUGAUAAUGCAAGCACAACACAGCAACAAUCUGCAAAUCUAGUUACAAAAUUAUCCUCUAUUCCAACCAGUUCAUCAGCUUUGGAAGCUUCUAAUUUGGAUUUAGCACCUAGUGGGAAUUCCUUGGAAAAUUCUUUGUCGAAAACUUUAUCACUAUCAGAGGAGUCACUUGAGUAUGAAACCAUGUUUUCAUUAGACAUAAGUGGACAGAACCUGACAAGGCCAUCUGGUCUCCCAUCUUCAAAUGAUCUUUCCAGGACCCAAGUUGAUAGGUCUAUGUCUACCAUUGAUCUGAAGCUUAAGUUGCAGCUUUACAAGGUCCAGUUUCUACUUCUCACAAGGAAUUUAAAACAAGCGAAGCGCGAAGUCAAGCUUGCUAUGAACAUUGCACGUGGGAGAGACUCAUCCAUGGCUCUCCUCUUGAAGUCUCAGCUUGAAUAUGCUCGUGGGAAUCAUCGUAAAGCCAUCAAGUUGUUGAUGGCAUCAAGUAAUCGGACAGAGAUGGGGAUUUCAAGCAUGUUCAACAACCUUGGUUGCAUUUAUUAUCAGCUUGGGAAAUACCAUGCAUCAUCUGUCCUCUUUUCCAAGGCACUAACUAGUAGUUCAUCUCUUCGGAAGGACAAGCCUAUGAAACUGUUAACUUUUUCACAAGAUAAAUCUCUCCUUAUUAUGUACAAUUGUGGUAUACAACACUUGGCUUGUGGGAAACCCUUGUUGGCUGCUCGCUGUUUCCAGAAAGCAAGUUUAAUUUUUUACAACCUUCCUAUCUUGUGGCUCCGGCUUGCUGAGUGUUGUCUGAUGGCUUUAGAAAAGGGACUCAUAAAAGCUGGUCGAACUCCAUCACACAAAUCAGAAAUUAUAGUUCAUGUUAUUGGCAAGGGAAAAUGGAGGCAUCUUGCAAUAGAAAAUGGGAGUUCAAGAAAUGGAUAUUUGGAUUCUGUUGAAAGGGAGGACUUGUUUUUGGGCAGUGAUGGCCAACCCAAGCUCUCAGUGACCCUUGCCCGGCAAUGUCUCCUCAAUGCUCUGCAUUUGUUGGACUCUUCUGAUAUCAAACAUUUGAAGUCCAGUUUGCCUUCUAGUAUCUCCUUGGAAGAAAAUGAAUCCAGUGAAGCAGAAUCUCUCAAGAAUUCAAACCACAAGAGUUUAACUGGCUUAGAUGCCAAAGCAUCUUCUUUAUGUAUGGGCUUAGGUCAGCUUAAUGCAAAUGGGGAUACAAAAGAGCAGAAGGGAGUGACAGGUCAGGAGAUCAUGCAGAAUUCCAUCUCUUUCUUUGAAGAUAUUCGUAGGAGAGAGAAUCAGAUGAUUAAGCAAGCUCUUCUUGCUAACUUGGCUUAUGUGGAGUUGGAACUAGAAAAUCCUGAGAAGGCCUUGUCCAUUGCAAAGUCCCUCUUGGAAAUUCCAGAAUGCUCAAGAAUUUAUGUUUUUCUUGGUCAUGUAUAUGCAGCUGAGGCCCUCUGCUUGCUAAACAAGCCUAAGGAAGCUGCUGAGCACUUGUCAAUUUAUUUGUCUGGAGGAAUUAAUGUUGAGUUGCCCUUCAGCCAGGAGGACUGUGAGGAAUGGCGAGUGGAGAAAACUUACGAUUGUGAAGAUACCAAUGGAGGAUCAACCAGUGCCAAGAUUUCUUCCCCUGAGGAAUCACAAGGUUUUGUGUUCCUCAAACCAGAAGAGGCGCAAGGCAUCCUUUAUGCCAAUUUUGCAACCAUGUAUGCAGCACAAGGUGAGCUUGAGCGGGCGCACCAUUUUGUGACCCAAGCAUUGUCUCUUAUACCUGACAGUCCUGAGGCCACUUUGACCGCAGUUUAUGUGGAUCUUAUGCUCAGUAAGUCACAAGCAGCUAUUUCUAAGUUAAAAAAAUGUAGUCGGGUCAAGUUCGUUCCAAGCCAUGUACACUUGAAUAAAUCUUGAUGGCUGAAUCAGUAGCGUCUAAUUCUUGUGUCUGGCUCACCUCUCAGUGUUAAUUAGUGGGUAGAUCAGCAAUCCUUUUAUAGGAUUUGUAACAUAUAUAGUUCAGUUAAGAGAAUAAAUUUUCUUUUUUCCUUUUGAUUUUUCAUAUCUAGGGUUCAUUAAUUGGUGUGGCAGUGUUUUGGAUAGAGCUGAUGCCCACCUUUCAAAUUUAUGUUGUGCUCUUCUUGAGAUUGAAGACAGAAGAAAAGAAAUUAUGUUGAGAUUUCAAUUGUUUCUAUAAAUACGCAAUUCAAUCAAUGCAAAGUUCUUCACUAA